Chelonoidis abingdonii (Abingdon island giant tortoise) is the source of this 435-nucleotide messenger RNA. RefSeq names its product prolactin-releasing peptide-like. The record is from RefSeq and is a predicted model, not a curated record. NCBI's taxonomy places the organism in Eukaryota, Metazoa, Chordata, Testudines, Testudinidae. Gene Ontology annotation, biological process: feeding behavior; response to peptide hormone; G protein-coupled receptor signaling pathway. Gene Ontology annotation, molecular function: neuropeptide hormone activity; prolactin-releasing peptide receptor binding.
AUGAAACUGCUGGCUGCCUGCUUCAUGUACCUGCUGCUCAUCUGUCUGAUAAUUGGAUCCAGCACAGAGGAGCCUAGGAGGUCGGUGAUGGUAUCAGUGGGUGACCCUGAUAUCGACCCUUCCUGGUAUAUGGGGCGUGGGAUGAGACCUGUGGGACGGUUUGGCCGGAGGAGAGCUGUCGUGGAGAGCUCCCAGAAGUCGGGCUCUGGACACAGGCAAGCUUGCUUCCCUCUAGAAGAAAGCAGUGAAUCCAUUCAAGAUGAAUGAAAUGGCUAAGACAAAGAAUGAAUUUGAAUGAUGAUAAGAAAAGACCCUUCUCUUCUCUCCCUUCCACAUCCCAGCCUCUCUUCUAGGCAAAUGAAAAUGUUUGGUCUCAUUUCAAUGUACAGUAUCUUUGUGGCUAUAAAUGAUAGAAACCAAAGAGCAGUUGAUAAC